CGCUGAUAAUUGAGAUGGAUAUUUUCUGUUACAGAGCCUGUGUCGAGUGGCUCUGUUUCAUUGCUUAUCGAAUAAGAAAAGAGGGAACAAGAGGAGAUAAAAGGAACGGGGAAAGACGAAAAGAACGAGAGACAAAAAAUGAGAAAGCCAAACGACGGAGGAGAAGAAGAACAAUGGAGAUCAGUUCUCGAGGUUUUACAGAUCGUUCUUCAGUACCUUCCUUCUGUGUACGAAGUUCUGAGCAUGAGCCGCCUUUGCCAAUCACUCAGAAACUCCAUCAGACACGAAACUGCUUUGUGGGCAAACAUCGUUGUGGAUGCUCCGCUCAGCCCACGUCUCUCUGAUGAGAUUCUGUCGGAUAUCACUUCCAGAGCCGCCGGAAAGCUGACGACUCUGAUUCUCCGGCAGUGUCCGAGGAUUACGGACGAGGGGCUUCGACGUGUGGUGGACGCCAAUCCUCUUAUCACCACGAUGAUUGUGAAGGGUUGCACAGGCUUAACUCCAGAAGGGAUCGUCAUAGCGGUUCAAAUCCUAACCAAGAACAACCAUAAACUAGAGACCCUUCACGUGGACGGCAUCUAUGGAUUUACCAAAGAUCAUCUCUCAGUAAUCCGUAGUUACCUUCCGCCUUCAGCCAUCGACGUAGACGUCUGUCCCAAAUGCGACCAAGUCAGGAUGAUUCCACCUUGCUCACGGCAGUCUUGUAUGGAGCAAAGGAAAGACAGAGGGUGCAAAGGAUGCAGGUUUUGCAUCCAAAGAUGCGUGGAGUGUGGUGUGUGCGUUGUUGGAUCAGACGCAGAGGUUGAAGAAACUGUAUGCGGUGACGUUCUCUGCCUUGACUGCUGGCUUCUUCUUCUUCCUAAAUGCAGCUUCUGCAAUAAACCCUACUGCUCUUCUCACCAGCAGCUUGCUCCUACUGCCAUGGCCGAUCAGUCUUUGUUUGUAUGUGAGGCUUGUCAACUUGCUCCUAGUGCCAUGUAUGAUGACUUUGAAUGGUAAAUCUGUAGGCAUUAUUGCAUCUUUUUGUUUUUGUUUUUA
Messenger RNA from Tarenaya hassleriana, 1038 nucleotides. Its product is annotated as F-box protein SKIP28. The transcript has 3 exons. NCBI's taxonomy places the organism in Eukaryota, Viridiplantae, Streptophyta, Magnoliopsida, Brassicales, Cleomaceae. Gene Ontology annotation, cellular component: cytoplasm. The record is from RefSeq and is a predicted model, not a curated record. Bases 139 to 999 code for a protein of 286 amino acids.